This is a messenger RNA of Nelumbo nucifera (sacred lotus), 1851 nucleotides long. The record is from RefSeq and is a predicted model, not a curated record. NCBI's taxonomy places the organism in Eukaryota, Viridiplantae, Streptophyta, Magnoliopsida, Proteales, Nelumbonaceae.
CUCCUAACUCCUUCCCCAUUUCUCUUCCUCCUCAUCUGGACUCCUAAACACCACCUCUCCCCAUCUCAUCUAACCAUGAAUCUUCCCACACCCACACAGGUGACCCACACACAAAUAACACCAUAAAUCCACCAAACAAAUUAUAAAACUUUCUCAGAAAUUAUUUUCACCUUGGUUAGUCCUAUAUAUUCCUCCUCCAAUCAACCCAAAUCAUAUUAGCUCUUGAGCUGAGAUCUCUCUAUCUCUCUCCCUCUCAAGCUACACCUACACCUCUCUUUCUUUCUCUCUCUCUCCACAUAUCUUCGUGCUUCAAGGUCACCGAACACUUGCUUGUAUUAUCCUCUUGCUUUUUUGCUUUGCCCAGUGCAACAAAGAAACCAAUAGAAAAAAGAAAUGGAGGGAAGUUGCAUCGAUGAGAGCACCAGCGAUUCCAUCUCGGUUACGCCGCUGCCGGUUUUGGCUUUGCCGGGGAAGAAGGAGCCGGAAAAACUAUGCCGGGUGGGGAGUGGGGCUAGUAGUGUAGUCUUAGACUCCGAGAGCGGCGUCGAGGCCGAGUCUCGUAAGCUCCCAUCGUCCCAGUACAAGGGAGUCGUCCCCCAACCCAACGGACGUUGGGGGGCUCAGAUAUAUGAGAAGCACCAACGUGUUUGGUUGGGCACGUUCAAUGAAGAGGAGGAGGCCGCCAGAGCCUACGACAUCGCUGCGCAGAGGUUCCGUGGCCGCGACGCCGUCACCAACUUCAAGCCCUUGUCGGAGACCGACGAGGAUGACAUCGAAACGAUCUUCUUGAAUUCACAUUCCAAGGCUGAAAUCGUCGACAUGCUCCGGAAACACACGUACCAUGACGAGCUGGAGCAAACUAAGCGUAAUUAUGGAUGCAAUGGCGAUGGUAGUAGGAGGAUCAGAGGUGGUGGCGGCUUUGGUGAUUCCACCGGUUCAGAUAGAGUUGCCAAGGCUCGUGAGCAGCUCUUUGAUAAGGCGGUGACGCCGAGCGACGUGGGCAAGCUGAACCGGUUGGUUAUACCGAAACAGCACGCAGAGAAACACUUCCCACUCCAGAUUGGAAGCACUUCCAAAUGUGUUUUAUUGAAUUUUGAGGAUAAUGGAGGGAAGGUCUGGAGAUUCAGAUAUUCUUAUUGGAAUAGUAGUCAGAGCUACGUGCUGACUAAAGGGUGGAGCCGAUUCGUGAAGGAGAAGAACUUGAAGGCCGGAGAUGUCGUUAGCUUCCAGCGAUCAACCGGCCCCGAUAAGCAGCUUUACAUCGACUGGAAGCCGAGGGCAGCGUCCACUUACAUGGCGUUGCCACAGCUGGUUCACCCAGUUAACCCAGUACAACCAGUUGAAGUGGUGAGAUUAUUUGGUGUCAACAUUUUUAAAAUACCAGUGAGCAGCGUAGUUGAUACUUGGAACAUCAAUGGCAAGAGAUUGAGAGAUGUCGAUUUUUCAUCGUUAGAAUCCUGUAAGAAACAACGCGUCGUAGGAGCUUUGUAACACUAUUUUUCUUUUGUUUUUUUUUUUUCCUGUAAAUGUUGAGAGUUGAGACUUGAGGAAGGGAGGGAAAAGAAAGGAAAGUUGGCGGUUUUCCAACUUGCAAAUUAAAGGUGGUUUGAUGUGUACAGUAAUAGAUAAAAGCCGAAAAUGUUGAAACCAGAUGGAAGAAGAAGGAAACAAACGGAAAGAAAAUCUCAUUCUGUUUUAGCUUCUUUUCCAGGUUUCCAUUAAUUUGUUGCUUAUUAAUCUUAUUAUUUGUUGGUUGCUGCACUCAUGAAAUAUGUAAUCAAUUAUUCCUCUCAACAGAAAUGGCAUGGCAGCUUUUCACAACAAUGAACAAUAUCUGGGUUGUUAUGUUUC